Messenger RNA from Pyricularia oryzae 70-15, 2441 nucleotides. RefSeq names its product ATP-dependent RNA helicase MRH4. The transcript has a single exon. The record is from RefSeq and is a predicted model, not a curated record. NCBI's taxonomy places the organism in Eukaryota, Fungi, Ascomycota, Sordariomycetes, Magnaporthales, Pyriculariaceae. Gene Ontology annotation, molecular function: nucleic acid binding; ATP binding. Bases 205 to 2160 code for a protein of 651 amino acids.
AUUUUGCGAACGAGCUAUCGUGAGAAGCUUGCCACUGUCGGCAGAAUUGAAUGAAUACAUCUCAUCCAGGCGCAGCUUUACGCAUCGCAUGAAACAAGUUACGGUCGCCGACGCUUAUAGAUCUCUUGUCAGGGAUUAAUCGGUUGCUUUCCGACAUCAGGCUUCACAGCAGCCGGCUCCUAGAGACACGGACGCUUUUCUGCAAUGCUCAGGUCUUCCCUGGGGUCCGUAUGCCUGGCAUGCCGCAUAUCAGGCAAUGCCGGCGCGGCUCCCGGAGCUGUUGCCUAUAGACCGCAGCUCUCCACCGCUAUACGAGGCUCUACGAUACAAUUGCAGUCUUCUCUAUCCUUUUCAACAAGUAAUGCGCGACAAGCUACGCGCCGAGAGCGGACGCCGUCACGCAUGGUCCUCUCCGACCGCGUCGGCCGCUCAACAGCUAGAGAUGGCGACAAGAAACCUAGACGGCGGGUUGAUGGCCCAUUUGCUGGCAUGAAUCGCACUGUCGCCAAUUUCGACCCCGAGACCAGAUCGAAGCUCUCGAGAGACAACAGCAAUAACAACAGGAGUAGCAAGAACGGCAGAGAAGGAGGCAAGAAACUGGGCCGCGACGGCAAGGGCUUCAAGGCACUCAACAUGCAGCGCAGUUUGGCGAGCAUUGGCUACGGGCACAGGACAACCGUCAAAGCCAAGAUGCAGGAAGUCGAUUCUUUUGACCAGUUUGACUUGCUUCCGCAGGUCAAGGAUGCUGUGCUCAACGAAGCCCUAAAGGGCAUGCUUGAUAUCAAACCUACUCCGGUGCAGCGUCUGGCCAUACCCGCUCUUCUUGGCCAGACCACGGGCGCUCGCUCACGCUGGAGGACAAAAUCAAAGCCGGCCGACUCUGGCAGUGAGGCUGCGUCUCCUGAUGCUCCCCCUCCUCCCCGUGAGGAGUUUUUGCUCGCUGCCGAGACGGGCUCUGGAAAGACGCUGGCCUACCUCGUUCCGGCCUUUAACGCGCUGAAGGAAGCCGAGGCUAGUGACCCGGACAUAAUCGCGUACAACCAGCGACGUGCGGAGGAACGAGCGCUCCUGGCCAAGAACCCAGGGUCCAAGAUCAAGACCCGUCCGGAACCCCAUCCCACCAUGUCUCGGCCCCGCGUUGUGAUCUUGGUGCCGACGGCUGAGCUCGUCGACCAGGUCGGCCGCGUCGCCAAAUCACUAUCACACGUCGCAAAGGCGCGCACUCGUAUGAUCUCAGCCAACAUGUCGGCAACCAUGAUAGAGAAUGACGUUUUCUCUCCGGCAGGCAUCGAUAUUCUCAUCUCGACGCCGCAUCUUCUGGCCUCGAUAGCGGAAUCACAUCCUAAUAUCCUUUCCCGUGUCUCGCAUCUCGUGGUCGAUGAAGCAGACUCACUGCUUGACCGCAGCUUCAGCGAAGUCACCACGCCAAUCAUCGAUCGCGCCCUGCCAUCAAUCCGCCAGCUUGUGCUCUGUUCAGCUACGAUCCCAAGGCGCCUAGACAACUACCUGGCUUCUCGCUUCCCCAACAUGCGGCGUAUCACCACACCCAACCUACACGCCAUCCCCCGUCGCGUUCAGCUCGGUGUUAUCGACGUGGCUCGCGACCCGUACCGCGGCAACAAGAACAUUGCAUGUGCCGAUGCCAUUUGGUCCAUAGGCAAGGAAGCUGGUCGUCACGAGGGUCCCGUCAAGGGCCAGGUAGAUGUUCGCCGCAUCAUGGUCUUUGUCAACGAGCGUGAGAAGACGCAAGAAGUGGCCGAGUACCUCAAAUCGAAGGGCAUCGACGCCGUUGCUCUCCACCGUGACACAUCGGAGGAGCGCCAGUCCGAAAUGCUUGCCUCCUUUACAUCGAACGAGACCAUGAGCAUUCCGACCCCUGAGGGCGGAGUCGCCGGCAGCCCCCGGAGCAGUCGCACGCUGCCCAACACCAAAGUCAUUGUGGCCACCGAUUUGGCAUCAAGAGGAAUCGACACUCUGGCGGUGCGCCACGUUGUUCUCUACGACGUCCCCCACACCACAAUUGACUUUAUCCACCGUCUUGGCCGCGCCGGUCGUAUGGGCCGUCGUGGACGCGGUAUUGUGCUUGUCGGUAACGAUGACCGCAAGGAUAUUGUUGCAGAAGUGAAGGAGAGCAUGUUCAUGGGACAAGCUUUGGUGUAAAAAUGUAUAAAAUGUAAACAAAGAUUUUAAGUUUUGUAUUCCCUUUGUGGGCGCUUGUUCACAUUCAUGUAUCAACAGUUAGAAAAAGAGAGCGGUGGCAUCAGGACUUGUACCGGUAGACAUAUGUAUCAUUACUAUAUUUGUUCUGAAUAAGAAUCAAACGAUCACAGAAAAAGUGUGUAUAUAGGUUGUAUCAAGUUUGGUUUGUGGAUAGUACGUGGUAUUGAUUUACGUGAAAGACAAUGUUUUGAUGCAAUGGAAUCACAUGCAUGAAGGGCGAU